GGGAUCAACAUGGCUACCACACCCCGGACUGUGCUGAUCUCGGGCUGCUCAUCAGGAAUUGGCUUGGAGCUUGCAGUGCAGCUGGCUCGUGAUCCCAGGCAGCGCUACCAGGUGGUGGCCACCAUGAGGGACCUGAGAAAGAAGGAGACACUAGAAGCAGCUGCCGGUGAGGCUCUGGGACAGACCCUCACUGUGGCCCAGCUGGACGUGUGCAGCGAUGAGUCGGUGGCCCAGUGUCUUGGCAGCAUCCAGGGAGAAGUGGACGUGCUGGUGAAUAAUGCCGGAAUGGGCACGGUGGGGCCCGUCGAGGGGCUCAGCAUAGCUGCCAUGCAGAACAUCUUUGACACCAACUUUUUCGGGGCUGUUCGUCUGGUCAAAGCUGUGCUUCCAGGCAUGAAGAGGAAGCGGCAGGGCCACAUCGUGGUGGUCAGCAGUGUCAUGGGGCUACAGGGUGUCAUGUUCAACGAUGUCUAUGCAGCCUCCAAGUUCGCCCUGGAGGGAUUCUUCGAAAGUCUGGCCAUCCAGCUACUGCAGUUCAACAUCUUCAUCUCCCUGGUGGAGCCAGGCCCAGUGGUCACCGAGUUUGAGGGGAAGCUCCUGGCGCAGGUUUCCACAGCAGAGUUCCCAGGCACUGACCCUGACACGCUGCGCUACUUCCGGGACUUCUACCUGCCAGCCUCCAAGGAGCUCUUUCGCUCCGUGGGACAGAGCCCGCAGGAUGUGGCCCAGGUCAUUGUCAAGAUCAUCAGCAAGGCCCGGCCACCCCUGCGCCGACAGACCAACGCCCGCUACUCCCCGCUGACGCUGCUCAAAGCCGUGGACCCCUCCGGCGUCCUGUACGUGCGAACCACGCACAGCCUCCUCUUCCGCUGGCCUCGCCUCCUCAACCUUGGCCUUCAGUGCCUGGCCUGCGGCUGCUUCCCAACUCGGGUGGGGCCUCGGUGA
This is a messenger RNA of Propithecus coquereli (Coquerel's sifaka), 945 nucleotides long. It is a transcript of the gene RDH8, whose product is annotated as retinol dehydrogenase 8 (all-trans). Gene Ontology annotation, biological process: estrogen biosynthetic process. The coding region runs from base 10 to 945 and encodes 311 amino acids. NCBI's taxonomy places the organism in Eukaryota, Metazoa, Chordata, Mammalia, Primates, Indriidae. Gene Ontology annotation, molecular function: estradiol 17-beta-dehydrogenase [NAD(P)+] activity. The transcript is spliced from 6 exons. The record is from RefSeq and is a predicted model, not a curated record. Gene Ontology annotation, cellular component: cytoplasm.